Messenger RNA from Arachis stenosperma, 1356 nucleotides. RefSeq names its product coniferyl alcohol acyltransferase. The coding region runs from base 1 to 1356 and encodes 451 amino acids. The transcript has a single exon. Gene Ontology annotation, molecular function: acyltransferase activity, transferring groups other than amino-acyl groups. Lineage: Eukaryota; Viridiplantae; Streptophyta; Magnoliopsida; Fabales; Fabaceae. The record is from RefSeq and is a predicted model, not a curated record.
AUGUCCAAUAUUACCAAGGAAGGUGAGAAUGGGAAUUUUGAAGUGAUAUUCAGCAGGAAGACUGUCGUAAAAGCUGCCAAUCCAGUACCAAAGCCUUUUUCAAUCAGACUCUCAAAUCUUGACCUCCUUUCAGGCCGUUUUCCAGUUACAUAUUUGUAUUUCUACCGCAGGCCACAAGUAGAUGAUUUCAGAGCUGUUGUUGAGGCUCUCAAGACCUCUCUAGCACAAAUACUUAAUUACUACUACCCUUUUGCUGGCCAAAUUGCUGAAAAUCCCAAAACCAGUGAGCCGGAAAUCAUUUGUGAUAACAAUGGUGCUCUAUUCAUUGAGGCACACAUCAAUAUUCCAUUAAAGAGUGUAGAUUUCUAUAAUCUCAACAAAACUAUCGGAGGAAAAAUAGUCUCCAUUCAACCAGACUUCCCCAUGCAAGUUCAGGUAACAGACUACACUUGUGGAGGCAUUUCUAUAGCAUUUACUUUUGACCAUGCAUUAGGGGAUGCAAGUUCCUUUGGUAAAUUUAUUGCCUCCUGGUGUGAAAUAUCCCAAAAUAAACCACUAAUCUGCCUGCCAGACCACACUAGAUCCCUUCAUGCGCGUUCUCCUCCAAGAUAUCACCCAUCCUUGGACCAAACUUUUAUCAAAUGCACCAAAGAAGACAUACAAAACAUAUCAAUGAACCACAUCUCACUUAAACGACUAUACCACAUCAAUGCAUCAAGUAUUAACAUGCUGCAGAGACUUGCAUCUGUUAAUGGUGCAAAGAGAACAAAGAUUGAGGCUUUCUCUGCCUAUGUAUGGAAGAAAAUGAUCGGUACCAUUGAUCAAAGCCAUAAAAAGUGUAAGAUGGGUUGGUUGGUCGAUGGCAGAGAGAGAAUGAGCAGGGGUAGGAAUUCCAUGUCAAAUUACAUUGGCAAUGUCCUAUCUUUGGCUUUAGGGGAAGCAAGUAUUCAAGAAUUGAAGGAAGCCUCUAUAUCAGACAUAGCUAACAUGGUAAAUGAGGCAAUUUCAAAGGUGAACAAUGAGGUUCAUUUCUCGGACUUGAUUGAUUGGAUCGAGUGUCAUAGGCCUGGUUUGAUGAUAGCAAAGGCAGUCUUGGGUCAAGAAGGGCCAACCUUGGUCGUGUCCUCAGGAAGGAGGUUUCCUAUCACUGAAGUUGACUUUGGAUUUGGGACUCCCCUGAUAGGGACAGCAUACACUUCCAUUGAAAAGAUUGGAGUUGGUUACAUGAAUCAAAGGCAAAGUGCCAAGGGUGAUGGCUCUUGGACUGUGUCUGCUAUCUUGUGGCCUGAACUUGCAGCUGCACUGGAGAGUGACCCAAUUUUCCAGCCAAUGUCUACUUCUCAUCUUCAACUUUAG